GAAGCUCACUCCUUGACGUAACUGAGCAGAGAAGAAACCGGGAAGGUUGGAAGAGUACACCGGCCUUGUCGGUUUUUGCUAUUUUCUCUUCAGAUAAAAAUGGCUAAAUGGGGUGAAGGUGAUCCCAGGUGGAUCGUAGAAGAGAGAGCUGACGCCAAAAAUGUAAAUAAUUGGCACUGGUAAGCGAUCACACUUGGUGAAAUGUUGCAUGUGGUACUUUAAGUUCACGUGGCUAGCUAAUAAUAUUGUCACUAGAUACAUGUAUAUGUAGAUAUAUGUUUUUUUUUUCUGUGAUAAAUGCUCUGAUCAAGCAUUCACUUUCUUCCUUGCUUAUGGUCCACAGGACUGAAAAGAAUGCUACUCCUUGGUCCAAAGAAAGGUUAAAGUCACUUUUAAAAGAUUUAGAAAUUGAAACAGAUGAAGGUAGGAUUUGUAUUGAGGAAUGAUACGGAAUCGGAACUGCUUUCUCUCGACUUUUUUUAGACAAUUUGAAGCUUAGGUGCAAAGCGAUCAGUGGUUAAAAAAAAUCAAAAUUAAAAGGGAACCUUGCGGGAGUGAUCGGAUUUUUUCUUAAUAUAUUUAUUUUAAAAGUUUAAGUAAUAGUCGACUUUGUGUUGUAUUGUGACAACAGUACAGACAAGAGAAAUGUUGUCAAGGUCGUCUAUCAACUUCAAGUAAGGCGACAUAAUUUAUUAAACCAACAAAACAAAUUUCAAAAAGCCGACUUUUCAGUUCUGAUAUCGUCUUUGAAUCUGAUUCAUUUGUUUUGUUGAUGUUCAAAAACAGUGAAACCGAAAAAAAAUUGGAACCAUCACGUAUAUCAAAAUUCACCAAGACUAUAGUUACAAUUCAUAUUCACAUGACUAUAUUGUUACUGUUGUCAUGUUUAAUUCUCUUGAAAAGUUUCAUUUACUUUUUUUCGCUUUAAGGAAAAGCUAAAAUAACUGAGGUUACCAAAAUCGAUGGAGAAGCCUACGCCAAGUAAGUCCACGUGUUGUUCAGGCCUUGAUUUUACUUGGUGCUUGAGAUGUUUACUCAACUUUUGCCUUACUACUUGCUCUUUUCAGCAACAGAAAAGCAAAACUAAUAUUUUUCUAUGAGUGGGUUAUUACACUUGAAUGGACAGGUUAGUUAAUGGAAACACAUUGUGUGACAAAUUGUGUUUAGAGGCUGUAUCCAACUCAACUUUACUUUAAGUCAUGACAAGCUAACUUAUCUCUUGAAUGCAAUCUAAUCAUUCAGGAACUAUAAAAGACGAUGACAAAGUAUGGAAAGGAAAAAUAGAAAUUCCAAAUCUAAGUGAAGAAAAUGAUGCACAUGAAGUAAAUGUGAGUCAAUGGAAUGGUAAUAAUAUUAAUGAUAAUGAUAAUAUUAGUGUGAGGGUUUUUAAGUGAUGACAGCUAUAAUAAUAAUAUAAUAAUAAUAUUUCAUUUAUUUAUUUAUUUGUUUGCUUUUAUUUUGAUGGUUGUGUGAUAUCUUAACGAUUUUACCAAUCCAACACAUGUAAAUGUAAAUGUAUAGUUUAUGAAACAGUCUUAGGAUUUUGUUUAUGGUGGACAGUUGUAUGGUCUGUAGAGUUUCAGCUGUGUAGUUUUAAUUUGUGUUUUAAAAAGCUUCAUAUUUGUGGUGGGUUGAUUUGCCUUUACCUUUUAAUUCCCUUGAGAAACCAAGUAAUGUCUUGUUACUAUAUCCACACAUUGAUGAGAAUGAAAAAAAUGUGUACAUGUAUGUGAGCUGUUGUUUGUUUUUACCCUUCAUUCCCAAGAUCUUAUUAAUAACUCUACUUACUGUCUGCUCUAUAACUGUUAAAUGAUGUAAGUUUCGGUGAUUUUUUUAUUCCCAUCACUUUUCUGCUUAAUAUUGUAUUGAAACCCCAAGGAGAAAGUCUGUCUUGGUCACUCCUGAAAGUUAAAGGGUUGAUUCAAAAUACUCAGGUCUUUUAAGUUUGCAUGAAGUACAUGUACACUGUAAAUGGGACCCGAAUCAGUAAGAAAAAAAAAAGAUUGAAGGGUUGAAUUUUACAUGUACACUUAUACAUACUCAAUCUAUUACCAACUGUAUACUUCAUGACAGAGCUCUUUUUUGCAUAUGCAGGUGAUAGUGACAGCUGACAAGGAUUCAGAAGCAAGUUACAAAUUAAAACAACUUAUAAGAUCUGUUGGUACAGGUCUGAUCCGAGAGAAGUUGGGGCAGUAUAUCAAGGAACUCAGACAAGGUUCUUGCUUCUUACAUAUAAUGUAAAUUACAAAUUGUCAUUGAUCUUAACCCUUUCACUCCCAAGAUCUGAUUAGUAAUUCUCCUUACUAUCUGCCAUACAAUUCUCAUGAUGUUAGUCCAGUGAAUUUGGUAUUGGAUCAACUAAUGAUCCCAUGAUCGAUAUUCUUCUCUACUCUCAUCACCUGCCUGCUUGAUAUUGUAUUGAUAUUGUAAGGAGAAAUUCUGUCUUGGUCACUCAUGGGAGUGAAUGGGUUAAGACAAUAAGCCCAGCCUAUAUUAUUACUCCCAGUUGUGUGUAGUGACAGGAGAUGUUGGUGUUUAGCACAUCCACUUCAUGAGAAUUGCACAAGGGUCAAGCUUGUAUAAUGCUGUAGCAAACUUGAGUGAUAUUGUAUAAUCGAUUGGUCCAAUGCAUUGAUGGUACUAGUAGCAGUAGAUACUAGAAUCCAUAGAAUGAAAAAAACAGGACUAAGCACUUAUUGGAUAAAGAAGGAAGUACACAGUAGAAUUGUCUGCAAGCUUGUCUGUGUCUAUGCUUGUCGGUAUUUAUUUGUCAAAUUGUUUGUUUCAUUCAUUGCUCUCUCUGUGUUUUAAGCUGUAUGUCAAGGGUAUAUAGGCAAGCUACAUUCUUGAAUUCACAUUUUGUAAAUUUGUUUCUACAUGAUUUGUAUAUCUGUAUUUUUUCAUUUAGAAUUCAGUCAGGGAAUGAUUCUACCGUCCAAAGACAGCCCAAUUUUGCAGAGAUCAUCUCCAAACAGUCAAGACAAUGAGACACUCAAAGCUGCUAACAACUUUUCAGCCGGUUCAGGGGAUACAAAUAAAAAUGAUAGUAAGUCAAUACAUUCACUCUAUCUGGGUGUAAUGAAGGAGCUUCUUUAUUUCUGUGGAGAAUAAUAGAUUAAGCUAGAUGAAGAUUGGGGGGGCUGUGUUAACCUAAGCAAUACACAUAGGUCCCUUUGUCUUAUGAAACUAAAUUAAAAAUUUACAUUAACCCCUGGUCAGGUUAGUCUUUUAACAUACUUGAUGUUUCUGUAAAACUAAUAUAUCUUUUUGCCUUUGGAAUGGAAAUGGGUUGUUCUCGUCCUCACUUAAUUGACCAAAUUUAUUUUCAGCAACAAUGCACCAUGCCAAUUUUUUUAAAUCAUCUGCUUAUUAAGAACAAAAUAUUAAGAAUUUGUAAACCUCUGAUUUCACUUUCCCCAUUCUAGUAGUUGAAAAUCAGUAAAUCAGAGACAGAAAAUUGAAUUUUUUUUCCUUGUGGUGACCAUCUAAAUAUUAUUUAUCCUCUUCCCCCCCCCCCCUAUUGGGUCAACCCUCUUUGGAAGUCAUGCCAAGUUGUUUAUCCUUUCUAAGAGCUAAGCAGAUGUUUUCUUAUACUGAUUUAGCUGAUACAAGUAAAGUUGGCUGCCCCAUCUCUACCAAAAAGCUGACCAUGAAGCAAGAAUUUCUCACAACCGCAGAAGAGUUAUAUGCAGCACUAACAGAACAGCAGGUGAUGUACAUGAACUAGUUACAACUCUUUACCCACUGACAGUACUCAAUUAGAUGAAUAUUAAACGUUCAAGUAUCUGAAAUUAUGAACAAUUCGUAAAACUUGCAGUUAAAUCUAUUGUAGUGCAGUGGCCUCAUAAUACUUGUGAAGUGCACAGGACUCUGAAUGGGUUUAAGUCCUGGCAUGGUCAAUGUGUUUUGUUCUUGGGCAAGACACUUUUACCUUCACAGUGCCUCUUUCCAUUCAGGAGUAUGGAUGGGUAUCAGUGAAUUGGCAGAGAAGCCUGCUGAAAUGCUGAAGGGUAACCUUGUUGAAGUUUGGUAUCCCACCCAAGGGGAAAGAGGGGGUGGGUUAGUAACACUCCUAGUUGCUUCCAGCAAGAUAAGCUCUGGCUGGACCUCUGCAUCCCCAUGUACUUUCAGAUCAGAAGAUUUUAUUUUACACGUAGCACCUGUAAAGUGAAACCUUCAAAUUACGUCAAUUUGCAGGAGGUUUAGUUAGUUUUACCCUUCUUGGAAUGGCUGUUUAUCUUUGGUUUGCAACAAAUUGUAAACUUUCAUAGGUCCAUUAGCAUAUUAGAUGCUUAGAUAAAUGUCCCCACAAGCUUUAUAGCUUUAAUAAUUACUGUUUUCAAAUAAAGGACUUUAUUUUAUUUGGAUGGGCCACUUGACUCAAAAACCGACAUUUCCUUUACCUAUCAAUCAAAUGUGAAGUACACAAUGUUUAAGCUAACUGUUAGAAUUCUGGGAAGAAUGAUAUUACACUCAAAGUAUGUUUUCCAGAGAAAUGCGUUUUCUGUAUUCCUGUCUCACAACUAAACAAAAAUUUUUUUCAGUAAGAAUUUAUCAAAUGAAAAGAAAAGUCAAUGAACAGGUCAUUAAAACAAAGUUAAGCUGUUGUUUCACAAAACCACAUUCUAAGUUCUCUUCAAUUAAGCCAAACCUUAUAUCUGAACGUUUAUUUUUGUGAACAGUGUCAAGAAUCCCUGAGUCCCUCUGUUUAUGUCAAACUGCAGUUUGGGUUAGACCUUGUGUAAAUAAUUGGUCCAACUGGUCCAUCAAAGUAAACUUUGUUAGUUUUAAUGUUUGUUUUUUCACACCUUACGUUUGCCAGUAAGCCCAGACUUAAUGUAAAUCACCCGGCUUUUGAGCUCACGACCCAACCUGUCAAGCACUGGCCAUGAAAUAAUAACCCAGUAUCUGUUGUGUUGCAUCCACAGAGACUUGAAGCUUUCACCCAGAGCUCAGUAAAGGUGGAUGCUAGUCGUGGAGGAACAUUUGUACUGUUUAAUGGCAAUGUGUCAGGAAAAUUCCAGGAAUUGGUUAGUUAAGAUAGAGUCCUGUUACUGUGAAAAUUGUAUUAACUUAAAGAAAAUUAUCUUAAGAAUUUCUCUGUACAAUAUUCUUACAAAAUUAAGCAGACAAGUGACCAGAAUAAUGAAAAAUGUGGGUAAGGGGGUUAUUAGUUGGCCCAAAACUAAAUUCCCAGAACUAAUAUCUUAAGAACAGUAUGGUAGACAGUAAGGAGAAUUACUAAUGAGAUCUUGGGAGUGAAAGGGUUAAAUUUUGUUUUAAUUUCUCAGGUUUCAGAGGAAAAGAUAGUAAUGCUGUGGAGAUUCAAGAGCUGGCCUGAAGGACACCACUCCACAGUGAAAAUCACUUUGGAUCAGAAAGAUGACCGUACUGAGUUGACAUUAGUACAGACAGGCAUCCCUGAGGAAGAUUUUGAGCGCACAAAAAGUGGAUGGAAACAGUACUACUGGGAAGCAAUGAAACGAACAUUUUGUUGGGGGAUGCGAUACUUCUGACUAGAGUUUCUGUAUGACUUGGCAUUGUUUUACUUUGAGCAUGUAGUGGUGACCUAAACUGUGUGUUAAGUAUCUCAUUGUUGGACUUAGAUUGACUCAAGAUUUUGUAUGACCUAUAGGUUCAUGUAGUUGGGAUAAUUUUUGUGGGUGGGGAAGGCAGUGAAAUGGAACAUAAACCUGUAUUUGCAGAGCUACUUAAUAGGGAAAAACAGACUCAACAAGAACCAUAGGAAAGUCUGCAACUCCUUGCCCUUCUCACCCACUUUGUGUUUUCCACUUGACAUUUCUCAGCAAAAGCUCAUAGAAGGAGUUUUAGAAGAAUUAAGACCAUCCCAUAAUACCAAAGGAAGCAGAGUUCUACUUUAUAAUAACUUGUCCAACCAGCUCUGGCAAUCAGGAGGAAAUAAAGAGUAAAGCAAGUAGAAGGAAGGAGCCAGUAAGCAGUGUUAAAUCCCAAAAAGGCAGCUAUUAAUCAAUGGGCCUCUUUCCAUGGAGAACUUGGGUAAAUUAGGGUAACAUGUAUUCUCUUCAUUAAUUCAAUUUCAUCAGUUGCAAAUUUGUGCUUAACAGAAAGUCCAGGAUUGGGAAACAGAUGAAAACAUUAAGCAGGAUCUUUUGUGUGGCUGUCAUUAUGUAUGUUCUAUGUUAGCCAGUAAAUUAUAGUGUUGUUUUUUUUUUUUUUAAGUAUCACCAUUGCCUUUUCAUGCAGAGAUAAAGUAAGUCUAUUGUAGGUUUCAAAUAGCAAUGAACUAAUUGUUAUGAGAUCUGAUUGAGCUGCAAUUUCAUUGUCAGCUAUUGCUUGAUAAUAAACCUGUUUUUAGAGC
This is a messenger RNA of Pocillopora meandrina, 6340 nucleotides long. Lineage: Eukaryota; Metazoa; Cnidaria; Anthozoa; Scleractinia; Pocilloporidae. The record is from the annotation of a GenBank genome assembly.